This is a messenger RNA of Galeopterus variegatus (Sunda flying lemur), 1265 nucleotides long. RefSeq names its product ArfGAP with dual PH domains 2 (gene ADAP2). Gene Ontology annotation, biological process: positive regulation of GTPase activity. Gene Ontology annotation, cellular component: plasma membrane; intracellular membrane-bounded organelle. The record is from RefSeq and is a predicted model, not a curated record. Lineage: Eukaryota; Metazoa; Chordata; Mammalia; Dermoptera; Cynocephalidae. The coding region runs from base 1 to 918 and encodes 305 amino acids. The transcript is spliced from 9 exons. Gene Ontology annotation, molecular function: GTPase activator activity; phosphatidylinositol bisphosphate binding.
AUGACCCACAAUGGGAACCUCCGUGUGAAGGCCAAGUUUGAAGCCAGAGUCCCAGCUUUCUACUACAUCCCCCAGGCCAAUGACUGCAUGGUCUUAAAGGAACAAUGGAUUCGAGCUAAGUAUGAGAGACAGGAAUUUAUGGCUGAUGGGAAACCCAUUUCACCCUUAGGUAACAAAGAAGGAUUCCUGUGGAAGCGGGGAAAGGACAAUGCACGGUUCCUGAGAAGGAGAUUUGUCCUUCUGGCAAGAGAAGGCCUCCUGAAGUACUACACUAAGGAAGAGGGUAAAGGCCCCAAAGCUGUCAUCAGCAUCAAGGACUUGAAUGCCACCUUCCAGACAGAGAAGAUAGGCCACCCCCAUGGGCUACAGAUCACCUACAGGAGAGAGGGCCACACCAGGAACCUGUUUGUAUAUCACGAAAGUGGGAAGGAGAUAGUGGACUGGUUCAAUGCCCUCCGCUCAGCACGGCUGCGAUACCUAAAAAUAGCCUUUCCUGAGCUUCCAGAGUCUGAGCUCCUGCCCCUCCUCACCAGGAACUACCUCAAACAAGGAUUCAUGGAGAAGACUGGUCCAAAGCAGAGAGAACCUUUCAAGAAAAGGUGGUUUGCCCUGGACCCUCAGGAGCGGAGGCUGCUCUAUUAUAAGAAACCGCUGGAUGCUUUUGAGCAGGGCCAGGUUUUACUUGGGAGCAAGGAGCAAGGGUAUGCAGUAUAUGAAGACCUGCCCAAGGGCAUCCGAGGGAACUGCUGGAAAGCUGGCCUCACCAUCGUCACCCCAGAGCGGAGAUUUGUCCUCACCUGCCCCAGCGAAAAGGAGCGGCGGGAAUGGCUGGAGAGUUUGCAGGAUGUCCUGUCCUGCCCCUUGACACCCCUCAGCCUCCUCACUGCAUCAACAGAGAGUGGCCACAGCAGCAGGUGACCCAUUGGCUGAGGAACUGGCUGGCCACUGAACACCCAGAGCUCCUGUUGGAAAAGGGAGGUUAUCACUUCAGCUCCGGUUGUGGGCAUUAGUGCUCUGCAGCCAGCAGCCAUCCCUGGCAGUGAACUCUUCCAGGACUGAAGCUGUGGCUUUAUCUGCCAGCUCCCUGGGCCUUCCCCACUGCUGAGCCCCAGGGAUCUGGGGAACUGGAGCAUACACGAACACAUCUGCUCCCUCUCCUCCAAAUAUACCCAGGCCUGAAAUGUUCUUAAGGCCCAGAACUUUCUCAUCUGAAAUGAGGCAUUGCAAUUAAAAGGCACCCACAGCAUCACGCAAGUGGCAUCUUG